Juglans microcarpa x Juglans regia is the source of this 2260-nucleotide messenger RNA. RefSeq names its product indole-3-acetic acid-amido synthetase GH3.17-like. Lineage: Eukaryota; Viridiplantae; Streptophyta; Magnoliopsida; Fagales; Juglandaceae. Gene Ontology annotation, cellular component: cytoplasm. Gene Ontology annotation, molecular function: acid-amino acid ligase activity. The record is from RefSeq and is a predicted model, not a curated record.
UGCGUAUCAAGUGCAACAACAGGUAUUAGCGGAGAUACUAACUCGAAAUGUUCACACAGAAUAUCUUAGGAGCUUUCUCAAUGGUCAUUCUGAUAAGAAAUCUUCAAGGAGAAAGUUCCUGUUGUGGAUUAUGAAGAUGUCAAGCCUUACAUCGAGCGUAUUGCCAAUGGAGAGCCAUCAGAGAUAAUUUCAGCUCAACCAAUCACUGAGCUCCUCACAAGCUCGGGAACUUCAGGAGGGCAGCCAAAGAUGAUGCCUUCAACUGCCGAAGACUUGGAUAGAAAGACAUUCUUCUAUAACCUCCUUGUGCCAGUGAUGAACAAGUAUGUCGAAGGCUUAGAUCAAGGAAAAGGAAUGUACCUUUUGUUUAUCAAACCCGAAAUUCUUACUCCUUCCGGGUUGAUGGCCAGACCUGUCCUAACAAGCUAUUACAAGAGCAAAUACUUUAUAAACCGGCCUUUCAAUCGGUUUAAUGUUUACACCAGCCCGGACGAGACUAUCUUGUGUCCAGACAGCAAGCAGAGCAUGUACUGCCAAUUACUUUGCGGUUUGGUACAGAGGGACGAAGUUCUAAGGGCUGGUGCUGUUUUUGCAUCUGCUUUUCUAAGGGCUAUCAAGUUUUUGGAGGAUUAUUGGAUAGAGUUGUGUUCUAACAUUAGAACUGGUCAUAUCAGUGACUGGAUCACUGAUCCCAGUUGCAGAAAGGCUGUAUCCCUUAUUCUUAGCAAACCCUGUUUAGAUUUGGCUGAUUUGAUCGAGUAUGAAUGUGGCAGCAAAUCAUGGGAAGGGAUAAUUAAAAAGCUUUGGCCUAAAACAAAGUACAUUGAAGUCAUUGUUACAGGGUCUAUGGCUCAAUACAUUCCUACACUGGAAUUUUACAGCGGUGGACUCCCUCUAGUAUCAACCAUGUAUGCUUCUUCCGAAUGCUACCUCGGAAUCAAUUUGAAACCGCUAAGCAAGCCUUCUGAUGUCUCUUACACACUCCUCCCAAACAUGGCCUACUUCGAGUUCCUACUGGUAGAGAAAAACCACGAAGAAGAAUCUGAGAAGAUCCAAUGCAAUGGUGUUUCUUAUCAGAAUUGCACUCGUGAGGAGAAUAUAAAGUCAAGAAUGGAAAUAAUCGAUCUAGUGGACGUGAAGCUGGGUCACUAUUACGAACUUGUUGUCACAACUUUUACAGGCCUGUAUAGAUACAGAGUUGGAGACAUUCUCAGGGUUACUGGUUUCCACAACAACGCUCAGUUCCGGUUUGUGCAUCGCCGAAAUGUAGUUUUGAGCAUAGACACAGACAAAACAAAUGAAGAAGACUUGUUAAAUGCAGUGACACAAGCAAAAUGCCGCCUGCUCGAGCCGCUUGGCUUUCUCCUGACUGAGUACACUAGCUAUGCUGACACUUCAUCAAUCCCAGGUCAUUAUGUAUUAUAUUGGGAGCUUAAAAUGAAAGGAAAUAAUGAUUUGCCAGAGCUUGAUCAUUCUGUAAUGGAACGAUGCUGCUCCAUAGUGGAAGAUUCACUGGAUUCUGUGUAUAGGAGAUGCAGGAAAAAGGACAACUCGAUUGGACCUCUAGAGAUAAGGGUGGUGAAGCAUGGGACAUUUGAUGCGCUCAUGGAUUUUUGUGUGUUUCAAGGGUCUUCUGUUAACCAAUACAAGACGCCCCGGUGCAUUAAAUCAGACGAAGCCAUUGAGAUACUGGACGCAAGGGUGAUGGGAAGGUUUUUCAGUAAGACAGUGCCAUUUUGGGAGCCAUUUAGGAUGUUGGCUUAAAAAAUGACAAUGAAAUGGUAGUCGUGUAAGUCUAUUGUGGGGUUUCGUUUUCCGACACUGGUGCUCGGAAUCCUUUGAAAUUUUUCUAUAGAAAUUCGUCUUGUUCCAUGUUUUUCUCCUUAAAGGUGAAAGCAUGAUGUCAAUGGAAGUUAUUUAUCCUACAAGACAGCUCUCUCUCAAUGUGUGAAACAGCAGAACACCCUAGCUUGUUCUCCAAAACUAGGUCAUUUUUGGAUUGUAAUUUCUUUCAUUAUGAUGCAUUAUGAACCCUUCCGCUACGAUAAAGAGAUUGACGCCAAGUCACCCGGGAAGAGUGAUCAAAGUUUCAAACAUGUUUGGUUGCGUUGGCGAAAUUUGAAUCAAUGACCGCAAAGCCAAUCUUGGUGCUUCAAAGUGGUCAUUUUGAGAGGAGGCCAAGUCCAAGAUGGCGUUUUCCAUUCAUUGUAUCUGAUUGCCAAAGAAGAAAUGUGCUUGAAGUGUCAUUUCACUAUCACUA